Molecule: messenger RNA, 815 nt
Organism: Anoplopoma fimbria (sablefish)
Lineage: Eukaryota; Metazoa; Chordata; Actinopteri; Perciformes; Anoplopomatidae
Product: transmembrane 4 L6 family member 4-like
Exons: 5
Coding region: 51-623 (190 amino acids)
Cellular component (GO): membrane
Source: RefSeq, a predicted model, not a curated record
GCAAAGACCUAAUGAACAAGUAGUUGUACAGCAGUUUUCACUCUGACAACAUGUGCACUGGAAAAUGCUCCCGUUGCAUCGGUGUUAGUCUGUUCCCAUUGGCGCUCAUAUCCAUCAUCUGUAACAUCGUGUUGUUCUUUCCUGGCGGAGACAUCAAGUAUGCCAAAGACGGGCACAUUACCGAGGAAGUGAAGUACAUGGGGGGACUCGUUGGCGGAGGUUUAAUGGUGCUGAUCCCAGCAAUUUACAUCAACUUCACUGGAGAACAAGGUUGCUGUGGAAACCGUUUCGGGAUGUUCUUAUCCAUUGCAUUCGCAGCAGUGGGGGUGGCCGGCGGCCUGUACAGUUUCAUCGUGGCAGUGGUCGGUAUUGGAAACGGGCCCUACUGCGUUGUUAAUGGGACUUGGACGACACCUUUUAAAAACAGUAAUGCCACCUACCUGACCGAGAAACACUCUUGGGGAAUGUGCACAGAGCCCAAGGACGUGGUGCAGUUCAACAGUGGAUUGUUCUUUACCCUGAUUGUGACCAGCUUACUGCAGAUGUUGCUCUGCGGCAUACAGAUGAUCAACGGCCUCUUUGGCUGCCUGUGUGGUGCCUGCAUCAAAAAUGAGGAGGCAUAAGUUCCAGGUCUGGAUGGUGAAGAUGCAAUCAUAUGACAACUGUCAACUGUUGAUUGGCGCCCCCUUCUGGAACAUUGCAUUUCAUGAUGCUUCACACUUAAGGUGUGGUGUGAUAAGAGCACGGUAUUAGAUAGAAUUCAUGCUAAUUACAUGAUCAAGUUUUAAUAAAUUGGCUUACAAUAAAAGCUGCUG